UCUAUUGCACUACACUUGAUUCAGAUUUCUAAGUGCUGGUCGACCGGCUGGAUUUGGAAUAUGUCAAUUGCGAAGGUUCUUGGUCUACUUUUGCUCCAUGUGGCAUUAGUGACUCCAGGAACACAGAUAUGCCAAGACCCUGAUGAGAAUGCCUACUCAAUCAUCACAUGUGGAGCUCCCGGGAAGAACGGUCUACCAGGCAUGAAUGGGGAAAAUGGAGCAAAAGGGGAAAAGGGUGAACCAGGUCUACCUGGACCAGUGGGACAAACUGGACAAACUGGACCAAGAGGAGAGCAGGGGCCAGCAGGACCAAAGGGAGAAACAGGAGGUGGAGGAGCUUCAGGCCCUCCUGGAUUACAAGGAGUUGCCGGACCACCUGGGGCAAAAGGGGAAAGAGGAGCCAAUGGGGCAACAGGAGCACCUGGUACACAAGGGGUUUCCGGACCAGCAGGUCCAAAAGGAGAAGGAGGAAGCAGUGGGCCUUCAGGACCACCAGGACCCAAAGGGGAAAGAGGAGACAGCGCGGCUCCAGCAAUCGAAAAUUUUAAAUUGCAAAUGGCUGGUAUGGAUAGACGGAUACGAGAUCUGCAAUCAAACUUUGAGAAGCAGGGAAAAGCUCUUUCAUUUACAAAAGAAUUUGCUAGAAGUGGCAACAAAUUCUAUAUUAUAAAUGGUGUUGAAGCCACUUAUUCUGAUGCCAGAAGCAGCUGUGCCAAUGGUGGAGGUCAGUUGGCUGUACCCCGGACCCCCGAAGAAAACCAAGCCAUCUUCUCCCUCCGCAAGAAGGUCAAUCGGCACACAUUCAUGGGUAUAAAUGACUUGCAGAAAGAGGGUGAUUUUAGAGACCUGUCUGGAGAAGCCAUCAAAUACUUCAACUGGCGCGCAGGUGAACCCAGCAACCGUCGUGGAAAUGAGCACUGUGUGGAAAUGUGGGAUGAUGGAGGGUGGAAUGAUGAGAAUUGCUCAAGCAAACGGUUUUUUGUUUGUGAGUUUUAAGUUAGAGCAAGUUCACCAUUUCUUUGUAUCCAUGUACCUUUUGUAUUUUUUAAAGGCACAUUUUGUGCACCUCCAAUUACCAGGCACUAAAGUGGUUGUAAAUCAUUAUGUUUACCCAGUGACGUGACUGACCUCAGAUGAUACACUGAGAUUAAAACAAAUCCUCCUACAUAAGUUGUACCUGUUUAUUCUCUACAGCCAUUCAAAGUGGAGGGAAUGCACACCCCCCCUUUCACACAACACACAAGAACCACACUGAGGCUGUCAAUCACAGGCUGUGUGCUCCCUCUCCAUCACUUUUUUUUUUUUUAGCUCUAGAGGGAUUUGCUUUGUUCAUAUUUCUUGUUAGAGGUUUACAACCACUUUAAUAUAUUUUCAUGAUUGUGUGCAGUUACUGUAUUCUCCUGAAAAAACAUUAAAUACAUGUAACUAUAUUAAAAAUAGCAUCUUAUUUACAGUU
Rana temporaria (common frog) is the source of this 1456-nucleotide messenger RNA. Its product is annotated as pulmonary surfactant-associated protein D-like. NCBI's taxonomy places the organism in Eukaryota, Metazoa, Chordata, Amphibia, Anura, Ranidae. The record is from RefSeq and is a predicted model, not a curated record. The transcript has 8 exons. The coding region runs from base 61 to 996 and encodes 311 amino acids.